AUGUCCACCAGCUACCCAGAAACGAGCAGCUCAAGGGCAGCUUUGGUAUCAGUAGCCGCCAGAACGCAGGCUCAAGCAGCGCAGAAUGGGUCUGGGCAAGUUGCGAACCCCUCAACACCCCUUCGGCCCGUCGUCUCCACUUCUGGAUUCACCUUUCCUGCCAUCUGGUCAUUUCCUCCUUUCUUCACAUUACAGCCCAACCCAGCGACACUGGCACAUCAGCUGAAUCUCUGGUCUGAGCUCGUCCUCUCUUGGGCAAGAUAUGAGCGGGUCUGGACGGUCAAUUGCGAUGGUGUCGACGGAGGCGGUGCUGUCUUCUGGAAUCGGAGUAUAUUGAGAAGGCUACUCCCAGCAACGCUGAAGCAGCUCAUGGCACACAUGGCGAAGGAGGGACAUACAAUAGCGGACCCCCCAAAGCAGACUUCAACAUACUUACUAUACUGGCGGAAACCAGCCGACUGGGGACAGGCAAUAUAUGACUGGGUCACCGAUACUGGGCAGACAGGCUCCAUAUUGACCUUUUACGAGCUGACAGAGGGGGAUCUGGCUGAAACGACCGAGUUCCGCGGUUUAUAUCCUGCCAUUCUGCGGAAAGCGAUAGAAGGGCUGGUGAAGAAGGGGAAGGCGCAGGUGAUCAAGGGCGAGGACGGGACUGGGGACGGUGUGCGGUUCCUGUGA
This is a messenger RNA of Dioszegia hungarica, 678 nucleotides long. Its product is annotated as ESCRT-II complex subunit-domain-containing protein. Lineage: Eukaryota; Fungi; Basidiomycota; Tremellomycetes; Tremellales; Bulleribasidiaceae. Gene Ontology annotation, molecular function: protein homodimerization activity; structural molecule activity. Gene Ontology annotation, biological process: protein transport to vacuole involved in ubiquitin-dependent protein catabolic process via the multivesicular body sorting pathway. The record is from RefSeq and is a predicted model, not a curated record. Gene Ontology annotation, cellular component: ESCRT II complex. The transcript is spliced from 5 exons. The coding region runs from base 1 to 678 and encodes 225 amino acids.